This is a messenger RNA of Heterocephalus glaber (naked mole-rat), 1900 nucleotides long. RefSeq names its product chromogranin A (gene Chga). NCBI's taxonomy places the organism in Eukaryota, Metazoa, Chordata, Mammalia, Rodentia, Bathyergidae. Gene Ontology annotation, cellular component: chromaffin granule. The record is from RefSeq and is a predicted model, not a curated record. Gene Ontology annotation, biological process: negative regulation of insulin secretion; defense response to bacterium; negative regulation of catecholamine secretion.
UGCUAGUACUGCAGUACUCCAGCCCGGCGCGCGAUGGCUCGCGGGCAGACCGACGGACCCGCGGACGCUCGCCCCCCGAGACGCUGCGCUCCCGCCCGCCGCCGGCCCAGCAGCCUCCCUCAUGAGGCCGCCUUGCCGGUCCCCACGCCACCAGCUGGUCCGCGCCCGGGGUUCGCCAAACGCUCCGCCGCCGUCCUGGCGUUCCUGCUGUGCGCCGGGCAAGUCACUGCCCUCCCCGUGAACAGCCCUAGGACUAAAGGGGACAUCGAGGUGAUGAAGUGCAUUGUCGAGGUUAUCUCUGACUCGCUGUCCAAGCCCAGCCCCAUGCCUGUCAGCCAGGAGUGUUUGGAGAUCCUCCGAGGAGACGAACGGAUCCUUUCUAUCCUGCGACACCAGAAUUUGCUGAGGGAGCUGCAAGACCUAGCUCUCCAAGGGACCAAGGAGAGGGCACAGCAGCAGAAAAAGCACAGCAGCUUCGAGGAGGAGCUCUCAGAGGUUGUGGGGAACCACAGCGACAAGGCCAAGCGGAAAGACGUGAUGGAGGAAGCUUCCCCCAAGGAUGCCAUGGAGCGAGGAGGGGAUGGUAAGGAGGAGAAUGCUGAAGCCACAGAAGAAGCUAGGCCCCAGGCCCUCCCGGAACCUAGGCAGGGCUCUGUGACCUCAGGGAGCAAGCGGGCCCCCAGUGAGGAGGAGGAGGAGCAGGAGGCCCCCAACACCCAGCUGCCAGCCAGCCUCCCCAGCCAGGAACACCCAAGCCCUGCACAGAGUCUAGAGGACGGCCAGAAGGGCACAGGCGCAGAGCAAGGGCAGCCGGAAAAGAGGGAGAAAGAGGAGGAAAAGGAGGAAGACGAAGAGGCCGGAGACGCCGGAGAGAAGGCUGUGCCCGGGGGAGAAGACCCCACUGCAGUGCUGAACUCUCACCAGGAUCUCAGUGACAAGGAGAUCCAGAAAGGCGACAGUUGGUCCGAGGCCCUGGAUGUCGAUGGAGCUGGGAAGACUGGGACUGAGGAGGCUCGGCCCACCGAGGGGAAGGGAGAGCAGGAGCAGGAGGAGGAGGAGAUGGCAGGGGUCCCCCAAGGCCCCUUCCGGGGUGGGAAGAGCAGGGAGCUGGAGCAGGAGGAGGAGCGGCUCUCCAGGGAGCGGGAGGACGCCGAGCGCUGGAGCAGGAUGGAUCAGCUGGCCAAAGAGCUGGCAGCCGAGAAGCGGCUGGAGGGGGAGGACCAGGAGGACGACCCUGACCGCUCCAUGAAGCUCUCCUUCCAGGCCCCGGCCUAUGACUUCCGGGGCUCUGGGCCGCAGCUUCGACGAGGCUGGAGGCCGUCUUCCCGGGAGGACAGCAUCGAGGCUGGCCUGCCCCUCCAGGCCCAUGGCUUCCGUGAGGAGAAGAAGGAGGAGGAGGGCAGUGCCAACCGCAGAGCAGAGGACCAAGAGCUGGAGAGCCUGUCAGCCAUCGAGGCAGAGCUGGAGAAGGCGGCCCACCAGCUGCAGGCGCUGCGGAGGGGCUGAGGCAUCAGCGGGGACAGCCGGCCAGGGCCCCAGGUCACCCCAUGGUCCUGCCUCUGUUGUCCCCUCUACAGGUCCUGGCCAGAUGGGCCGGACGCUGCUUCUGGUAGGCAAGUGUCCUCCAGCCCACCCAAGCCCAGGCCACCCUGUCACCCCCACACUCCUCUCUGCUCUUACCCUGCCCUGAACACCCACCUCGGGGAGGCCCCGUAACUUUCAACGCGGAUUACUCCUCUGUGCGCACAGGCAGCUUUCUAGAAGUUCCCCUCCACCUUUGCAUCCACUGGGCACAACUGCAAUAACUUCUGACCUUUUGGUGAAAGCUGAGAACUCCUGACUAUAAUAUAUUCUGUAUUAAAUUUAUCUAAGGAAAAAUAAAUCCGCUCUGGGCACUUUC